GAUGAGACGAGAAUUCAAACAAAAAGAUCACACACUGCUUUGUUAUUUAAUGAAGUUGUAUGCGAUAUUUUUUUUUAACCUGGUACUUUUAUUAUUAUUUUUUUUUUUUAAAAGUCGUACUUCGGUUGGUCACGUUGUUUAUAUUUUAAUGUUUGUUUAUAUUUUAAUGUACACUAUUCGUAACGAAGUUGAGUCCGUGGCCUGAAGAAAACGACAUGUCUACAAAGAAACUGGCGAAACAAUUAGGGUUCGUGAGGAAACGCAGUCGCUCAUCAACUGGACAGAAGAAACCACUAACAUCUAAUCAAAUAUUCCCAUAUCUGAUUGUCAUCGACUUUGAAUCCACAUGCUGGAGAGAGAGGAACAGCUACGGGCAGGAGAUUAUUGAGUUUCCUGCUGUUCUCCUGAAUACCUCUACAGGCGAGGUGGAGUCAGAGUUCCAUACGUACGUUCAGCCGCAGGAGCACCCCAUACUGUCUGAGUUCUGCACCGAGCUCACUGGAAUCACACAGCAACAGGUGGAGGCCGGGGUUCCCCUCCACAUCUGUCUGUCUCGGUUCUCCCGGUGGCUGCAGACUCUGGAGCACCAGAGGGGUGUGGUCUUCCCCAGGGACCAGAGGGCUCCAGUCGCAGAGCACCGCCCCUGUGCCUUCGUCACCUGGUCAGACUGGGACCUUGGGGUGUGUCUGCUGUAUGAGUGUAAACGGAAGCAGCUCUACAGACCUGCUGUUCUGAACAGCUGGAUUGACCUGAGAGCUACGUACAGACUGUUCUACAACAGAAAACCCAAGGGACUGAAUGGAGCUUUACAGGAUCUAGGGAUACAGUUCUCUGGACGGGAGCACUCAGGUCUGGAUGAUGCCCGUAACACUGCCCACCUGGCCUGGAGGAUGAUGAGGGAUGGCUGUUUGAUGAAGAUUACACGCAGUCUGGAGAGGGCGCCUUUGAAGACCAAACCCCUGUUUGGAUAUGGGAACGUGCCAGGGGAUGGUUGUCCUGGCAACAAGAGGGAUAACAAAACCACUAUCAAAAACCCCUCCAAGACGACAGAGAGCGGCGGUGGCGGCCAUCUUGAAAAUCGACCCAACAGCAAGCCAGUUGUUGAGACACGACCCAAGCCUUCAGACAACAUGGUUCCCAACACAGAGGUGAACUCCAACUUAACCACUGAACCUGUUCAGUAUCAGAGUAUUGUUUCACCAAAGACCCUUCUCAAUGGUCUGACCACUCCAAUGUGUGGUGGUGGUGGUAGUAGCAGAACAGGUAGAAUAGGAACCAUACGGUCCGUCUCCUCUCCUAUGACUUUCAAUAUCCCCUCUCCUCAUCACUACAUCAACAGCCUCGUUCUGGUCUCCACCACUGUGAAUUGCAUUACCCAUCUACCCCAGCCAGACCCGACCCUUGACCCGGAAACAGGAAGUAUGGAGGAGGAAGUGCCUAUCUCGUGCGCUUCGUAUGACGAUGUGGUAUUGGAGGAGGACUGGGAUGUCACGGUUGGUGACGAGGCUUCUGUUGCUGAUGUGUACACAGAGAACCAGAGGUUUGAGGUGGAUGAUACCUCGGUUUAUGGGAGGACCUUGCUGUGUCCAAGCCCAGUACAUUCAAAUCCUGGUAGAGGUCCAACCAACAGUAGGCCUAGGUCCAAUACCACCAACAAGCCCUGCCAACAUCUGACCAGCCUGGUACACAAGACCGAUACUAGAACAUCCUCCAGUAACUUGGUGUCUUUGAAGGCUGGGACAACAAGGACCUACAACACGUCUGCACCCAAUAGUCUGUCCACUUCCUCUUUUGUCACACCCAGACCUGUUACCCCUGGCUCAAACCUCUCAGAUACACGGUCAAGACUGAACACGGAAACGUCAAACUCCUUUGUGAUCGACAAGAACAACAAGAAUGAAUCGAGAGCAUCCUCCAGUUCUGCAAAAGCUGCGACAACGAGGAUAUACAACGCCUCUGGGUCAAAUAGUUCAUGUAGUUUCUCCUUCGACGAACCCAGACCUGUUACCCAUGAUUCCAACCGCUCAGCUACACGGUCAAGACUGCAAACGGCAACAUGGAACAACUCCUUUGUGAUCUACAAGGACAAGCCAAGAGCCUCAAAUACCACUUCCACAUCCAAUACCUCAACAGCAUCCAAUCAUUCCUUUGUCAAACCCAGACCAGGCCUCCAGAACUCCAACCUCCAUGCUACACGGUCAAGACCUCUCACAACAAACAACCCUGGUAACUCCUUCACACCCAUGUCCUCUACGACAAACCUUCCCAAUCCAACUAGACCCAAAGCAGUGACCACCAGCAGUGACUCUAACCUCUCUGCUUCACAAACACCAAACGGCUCUGCAUCCAAUCAUUCCUUUGUCAAACCCAGACCAGGCCUCCAGAACACCAACCUCCAUGCUGCACGGUCAAGACCUCUCACAACAAACAAUCCUGGUAACUCCUUCACACCCAUGUCCUCUACGACAAACCUUCCCAAUCCAACUAGACCCAAAGCAGUGACCACCAGCAGUGACUCUAACCUCUCUGCUUCACAGACACCAAACGGCUCUGCAUCCAAUCUUUCCUUUGCCGGGCCCGGACAUGUCGUCCAUAACCACAACCCAUCGACUUCACGUUCCAGGCUGCACGCAGAGACGCCAAACGCAUCUUUCACGAUCCACAAGUACUCCUCUUGCCUCGCCUCUGUCUCUCGUCCUUCUGUCGGUGGAUCGUUCUCCGUCCUCUCCUCGUCCGUUAACCGCUCCUCGCUCCCGCCGACCCGCAGCACCAAGAUCACGGCCCCGCUGUGCGACUGCGGGCGGCGAGCCAAGCGUCUAACGGUGUGUAACGGCGGUCCGAACCAAGGCCGAGCGUUCUACUGCUGCACGGUGCGUAAACACGGCCCCGGGGGGACCAGGAAGGGAUGUGAGUUAUUUAAGUGGGAGUCUGCUCUCCUCCAGGCUAAAUCACCAGCCUCCGCUGCCAACUCCAUCGCUCUGCGUUUUGGGCUCAACUCCAGUGUUGUUCGUCCCCCUGUCGUCGUCUAGGACGAGAUAUCAGUUAGCUUGAGAUCAUAGGGAGACUCUCAAUAGCAUUUCCUUCUCAUUCAAUGGGUUCGAGAGGACACAAGGAAUCAAGGAAAUGUAAUUGAGAUUCUCCUCACAAAGGUGUUAUAUUUUAAACCGCUUUAUGAAAAUAUGUAUGAUGCGUUGUUUUUUUUGUGAGUAUAUGAUUUAUGUCCACAUACUAAAUCUGGUGCAUUCAUUGACCAAUAUCCUGUACAGUUUCUAAAUAGAAUUGAUCCUCCAUAAUGUGAGAUGACAUGAUGUCAUAAUGAAAUGUAAAAUACCGGCACUGUCGGCACUGUCAUAAUAAAAGAUGUCAUGAAUUGUA
Oncorhynchus tshawytscha (Chinook salmon) is the source of this 3375-nucleotide messenger RNA. RefSeq names its product ERI1 exoribonuclease family member 2. NCBI's taxonomy places the organism in Eukaryota, Metazoa, Chordata, Actinopteri, Salmoniformes, Salmonidae. Gene Ontology annotation, molecular function: nucleic acid binding; 3'-5'-RNA exonuclease activity; zinc ion binding. The record is from RefSeq and is a predicted model, not a curated record. The transcript has 9 exons. Bases 216 to 3029 code for a protein of 937 amino acids. Gene Ontology annotation, biological process: exonucleolytic trimming to generate mature 3'-end of 5.8S rRNA from tricistronic rRNA transcript (SSU-rRNA, 5.8S rRNA, LSU-rRNA).